Messenger RNA from Egretta garzetta (little egret), 1027 nucleotides. Its product is annotated as tubulin polymerization-promoting protein family member 2. Gene Ontology annotation, biological process: positive regulation of protein polymerization; microtubule polymerization; microtubule bundle formation. The record is from RefSeq and is a predicted model, not a curated record. The transcript is spliced from 6 exons. Gene Ontology annotation, cellular component: microtubule. Gene Ontology annotation, molecular function: tubulin binding. NCBI's taxonomy places the organism in Eukaryota, Metazoa, Chordata, Aves, Pelecaniformes, Ardeidae.
GUCUCAAGGCUGACAGCUGCCUAGUGUCCUUUGCACAAGACCUGCCAAGCGUGUAAACAAGUUUCUCUGAGUGGUGAUGUAAUUGGUGAAGAAUCAUGAUGAGUCCAACAGGAAGAGCGAAAGCCAUGCAGAAGUCCAGGAGUGGUGAGCAUGCAGCAGCAUCUGCAAGGUUUUCCUCCUGGAAUGUGUAGAUCUUGGCCAAGUUCAAACCGCUGCUGUGGGCUAACAGCAAGACUGGAAAGUACAUGCCUGUUAAUUAGUGUGGGCUGAAGGUCCAAUAACCCCCCCCGCAAGGGGUUUGGACCACCACAUCUCUGGUGGCACAGGGUUGUCUCCUCCUCUCCUCCCCGCCCCCUGCCCUGUGAUGGGCCUUCUGAGGGCUGUGACAUGGCGCUGAGGUGACAAUGGGCCAGCCAGGCACAAGGCGUGGCUCUGAGUAGCCCUCCAGGACAGUGCCAGUGCCAGCGCUGCCAGCACCAUCGCCAUCACCACCAGAACCACUGGCUUACACAGCACCAAGAUGUCAGAGGUAGAAAAUGUUUUCCGUAAAUUCGCCAUGUAUGGUGACACAUCUGCCAGUGGCAAUGACAUGACGGGGAAAAACUUCUCCAAGCUGUGCAAAGAGUGUGGCGUGAUGGAUGGGAAAGCCGUGACCAGCACUGACAUUGACAUCGUAUUCAACAAAGUCAAGACCAAGGGUGCCCGCACCAUCAACUUUGCUGAGUUCCAGCAGGCCAUGAAGGAGCUCUGCGGCAAGCGCUUCAAGGGCAAAUCACCGGAGGAAGCACUGCAGGCUGUGUACGGCCUCAUCGAGGGGAAGGAGCCCGGCAGCGUGGGUGCCACGGGACAUGUGCUAUCCUCGUGCAUAAGAGCUCUUUUAUGAACUGUUUCCUACCCCCCCAGCCACAAAGAGCGUUUUGAUGAGAGUGGCAAAGGGAAGGGUCUUGCUGGCCGCCAGGACCUGACGGACAACAGCGGCUAUGUUGGAGCCUACAAGGGAGCUGGCACAUACGACCAGACGCACUAG